Molecule: messenger RNA, 1243 nt
Organism: Humulus lupulus (European hop)
Lineage: Eukaryota; Viridiplantae; Streptophyta; Magnoliopsida; Rosales; Cannabaceae
Exons: 3
Coding region: 272-994 (240 amino acids)
Biological process (GO): arachidonate secretion; phospholipid metabolic process
Molecular function (GO): A2-type glycerophospholipase activity
Source: RefSeq, a predicted model, not a curated record
UUCGUUUUUAUUUUUCCCUUUUCUCGUUUCGCUUUAGCUAUAAUUUGCUAACCAAAGAAGCAAUUCAAAGUUGUGUUCUUUCCUUUCUUUCUUUAAAGAUUGCCCAGUACAGGUUCUCUUCCUAUUGGGUCCUGUAAAAAGGAAUUCGAAAUCGAAAGUUCAAAUUCUUGUACUUUUUCCUUUUCUUUUUUUGCUGUUCAUAUUGGAAAGGGGAAUCUGAGAUGUUAUGGUUCCUAAAUAGUGUAUGUUUAGAUGAACUUUUGUUGAAAAAAUGAAGUCAGAUUUUCUUGAUAACAUGCCCUGGCUUAGAACCCAAACAAACAAAUUGAACAAUGAUGUGGUUUCAUCCAUCGAAUCCAAUAGUGACCUAUUAGUGGAUACCAAGCAAAAGGCUUCUUUUGAUGUAAAAUUUUGGAAAUGGUCCCUUAUAUCCUUCGUUCCAUGGGUGACUCCCCAUGCUAAAGAUACACCAACUACUAUAAAUAGAGGGCUGAGAAAGCGUUCCCUGCCUCGAGGGGGAGUUGACAAUGAGCUUCGGGGUGCCCCUUUGCGCUUUAAGCCGUAUGUGUCGAAGGUACCAUGGCAUACAGGCGUGAGAGCUUUUCUUUCUCAGCUAUUUCCCCGGUAUGGGCAUUAUUGUGGACCCAAUUGGUCAAGUGGGAAAGAUAAUGGAUCUCUUAUUUGGGACAAGCGACCGAUUGAUUGGUUGGAUUUUUGCUGCUACUGCCAUGAUAUUGGUUAUGACACUCAUGAUCAAGCUAAGUUACUGAAGGCUGACUUAGCGUUUCUUGAGUGUCUUGAGAGAAAAAAUAUGACUACUAAAGGAGAUGUUCAUGUUGCUCAUCUUUACAGGACAAUGUGCAUUACAGGUCUAAGGAAUUUACUAAUUCCUUACCGAACACACCUACUAAAGGUACAAUCAGCAAAACCGCUAAUUCAGUUUGGAUGGCUGAGUAAUGUAAGUUGGAAGAGUUGGAGCAUGCAGAAAUCCUGAUUACAGUUCUGUGCAAGAGAGUGAAAGUGUCAUAUAUUUGUUUGGCGACUUCUCAAAAAAGUCAUCUUGUAUAUAACUUUGUUUAUAGCAUGUUACAUUUAGUCUUCAGAGCUUAUUAAUAGAACCGUGCUAUGAGCAUUACUAAUGGCUAGUGUAAAUGUAAUUACAUAUAAAUGUACUGGGAUUUUCGUAUGUGUUUAUGUACAGAGAUAUUGGUAGGAAGAUUAGGAAGUUCGCAAAAUUAGCAAA